AACGACGUAUUUAUUGCUGCUUUUCGCAACGCAGGAACCCGACGGACAAGGCCCGGCCCAGCGAGUCCAUGUCCCAUUCCAGCCCGACGCCCGAGGUGACGACGACGACAAUGAUGACCACGCGCGGUACGAAGCGAUCUCGAUCCCAUGAAGACGCGCGCAGCGACUCGAAGGUGAGCCCGCGCGCCAAGCCCCACACAUACGACAUGCGUCCCGCCGCCGACGCCGAUGCGACCGUGCUCAACCCGAGCCUCAUGACCGAGCGACAGCAGCUCGCGUUCCUCCUUCGAAAGACUGCGCCGGCCAAGUCGCCGGCCAACAGUGAUUCCCACGCAACCGAUGACACGGGUUUCAAGCGCAAGCCGUCGCCGGUGCACAAGGACGCCGAGAUUAUGACAGCACGAAAGAGCCGCGCCGUGAAGAAAGCGCCCGCGGCCGUUGAGAUCCUCUGCUGUGUUUGCUCCAAGUACACGUGCACGACAGCACUCUUCAUCUGCGACCACUGCGACAAGAAGUACCCGACACAGAAGAAGCUCGGGCUCAUUUCGGUAUGACUGCAACGCAGACGCUACCUUGAACAGCACCACCAUCAUCUACCAACCACGUCCUCCUCAAUACAUCGUGUAUCUCAUCCUCGUCGGUGGCCGCUGUAGUCGUCGUUCUCGAUCGAUUAGUCGUUAUUUAGUACAUCCUCCUCCUCUUUGCGUCCA
Molecule: messenger RNA, 710 nt
Organism: Saprolegnia parasitica CBS 223.65
Lineage: Eukaryota; Oomycota; Saprolegniomycetes; Saprolegniales; Saprolegniaceae
Exons: 1
Coding region: 69-554 (161 amino acids)
Source: RefSeq, a predicted model, not a curated record